Phyllostomus hastatus (greater spear-nosed bat) is the source of this 4439-nucleotide messenger RNA. RefSeq names its product VAMP associated protein A (gene VAPA). The transcript has 7 exons. Gene Ontology annotation, molecular function: FFAT motif binding. The record is from RefSeq and is a predicted model, not a curated record. Gene Ontology annotation, biological process: neuron projection development. NCBI's taxonomy places the organism in Eukaryota, Metazoa, Chordata, Mammalia, Chiroptera, Phyllostomidae. Gene Ontology annotation, cellular component: plasma membrane; endoplasmic reticulum membrane. Bases 375 to 1259 code for a protein of 294 amino acids.
GGGCGGUGAGGCCAAAGAGCGCGCAGGCGCACUAGCCGGCUCCGCGUAGAGCGGAAUUCUUGGGCGGGAGGAGCACUGGGGGCUCCCGGCUGUAGGGGCGCGCACGUAGGCACGCAGAAGUCGUCACGUGGGACGCCGUGGAUCGCAGUGCGCGUGGCCGCGGUGGUUGGUGUGGGGUUGAGUCAGUUGAGACCCGGAGCUGCUGACCUAGCAGGCGUCUCACCAGCCCCGCGCCUUAACUGCAGGCAUUUGUGUGCUGGAGCCUUGAAGUGUCCCGGUCACAGAGUUUGUGGGGGCCGUCGCUGCUGUCUUCCUUCGUCCCCAGCCAGCAAACCGCCGCAGCGGGCGCGCCCCCGCUCUGCGCUGUCUCUCCGAUGGCGUCCACUUCUGGGGCCAUGGCGAAGCACGAGCAGAUCCUGGUCCUCGACCCUCCCACAGACCUCAAAUUCAAAGGCCCCUUCACAGAUGUAGUCACUACAAAUCUUAAGUUGCGAAAUCCAUCGGAUAGAAAAGUAUGUUUCAAAGUGAAGACUACAGCACCUCGUCGGUACUGUGUGAGACCCAACAGUGGAAUUAUUGACCCAGGGUCAACUGUGACUGUUUCAGUAAUGCUACAGCCUUUUGACUAUGAUCCCAAUGAAAAGAGUAAACACAAGUUUAUGGUACAGACAAUUUUUGCCCCACCAAACAUUUCAGAUAUGGAAGCUGUGUGGAAAGAGGCAAAACCCGAUGAAUUAAUGGAUUCUAAAUUGAGAUGUGUUUUUGAAAUGCCCAAUGAAAAUGAUAAAUUGGGUAUAACUCCACCAGGGACUGCUCCAGCUGUCACUUCAGUAAGCAACAUGAACAACACAGUUGCAACUCCUGCCAGUUAUAACAUGAAGAAUGACCCCAGGGGACUCAAUGUGUACAAACAGGAGAAGCAGAAGAAUGAUAUGGAACCUAGCAAAGCUGUUCCGCUGAAUGCAUCUAAACAAGAUGGACCCAUGCCAAAACCACAUAGUGUUUCACUUAAUGACACUGAAACAAGGAAACUCAUGGAAGAGUGUAAAAGACUUCAGGGAGAAAUAAUGAAGCUGUCAGAAGAAAAUCGACACCUGAGAGAUGAAGGCUUAAGGCUCAGAAAGGUAGCACACUCGGAUAAACCUGGAUCAACCUCAACUGCGUCCUUCAGAGAUAAUGUCACCAGUCCUCUUCCUUCACUUCUUGUUGUAAUUGCAGCCAUUUUCAUUGGAUUCUUUCUAGGGAAAUUCAUCUUGUAGAGUGAAGCAUGCAGAGUGCUAUUUCUUUUAUUUUCUCUUGACCAGAAAAAGAUGUGUUUACCUACCAUUUCAUUGGUAGUAUGGCCCACGGUGACCAUUUUUGUGUGUGUGUACAGCGUCAUAUAGGCUUUGCCUUUAAUGAUCUCUUACGGUUAGAAAACAGAAUAAAAACAAACUGUUUGGCUACUGGACAAAUUGUAUAUUACCAGAUCAUCACUAGCAGAUGUCAGUUGCACAUUCAGUCCUUUAUGAAAUUCAUAAAUAAAGAGUUGUUCUUUCUUUGUUGUUUUAAUAAGAGUUCAAGAAUUGUUCAGAGUCUUGUAAAUGUUAUUUUAAUAAUCCCUUUAAAUUUUAUCUGUUGCUGUUACCUCUUGAAAUGAUUUAUUUAGAUUGCUAAUCCCACUCAUUCAGGAAAUGCCAAGGGGUAUUCUGUGGGGAAAUGGUGCCUCUUACAGUGUAAAUUUUCUCCUUUACCUUUGCUAAUAUGGCAGAACUUUUCUUAUCCCUUGUGAGGCAGUUGUUGACUGAGUUUUUCAUCCUUACAGUUCUGUCCCAUGGUAUUUAACAUUAAAACAAAUAAAACUAUUAACAGAUUCUUGCUCAACAGCUUGUGUCUGUCGUGUCAUUAGACGGGGAUAACAGAAAGUCCACUCCAUGAUAAUUUGAAACUUAUAAUGCAUAAUUUUAUUUCACAUUGAAAAACCCUUUCAGAUUUACAGUAUUUGUAAGUAAAAGUUCUCAUUCUAUUAAUGAAAGGAACUGAUCAGUUUCACUGUACUUUUCGUAUUUUGAAAGAUAAUCAGUUUGUCUUCAAGAUAAUAUAAAAUAAGCAAAUUCGAUGAGAAUAAAAGUGCUGUAAUUUUUGUCAGUUUAUGUGUAUGCCUUGUGGCUGUAUUGCGUUUACCCCAUUCUAAACAGGUCCUUUUAGUAUUGUCCCAAGAAAGAUUUAUUCUUCUUGGUUGUUCUAGUCAAGUGCUUUUUAAUGAGCUUAUUAAUAAUUCCUUUUAUAAUAUUUCAUAAUAAUAGUUAAAAGUAGGUGUUUUUCCUGCCCAAUUUGACACUCAAAGUAAAUUCCCAUUCUGGAAAUUUCUUAUCACUGAGCAAGCCUUGGGAAUCUUUGUGAGAAAUGACUUUAUUCCUUGCAGUUCUGUUAACCACGUGAAACAUUUUCAGUGUAAAUGUGCAUUAUAGGGUUUGAAUUUAUUUCAUGUGUAUCAGCAUAGAAAAUUUUGGAACCGUAGAAAAUAUGUUCUUUUUUUUUUUUUUUUUUAACUGAGUACAAGUGAAUUUUGAUCCUGAAAAUAGGUGUUGGUUUUGUAAAAGAUACAUUUCUAUCUGAAAGGGAGAUUGGACUUUGGGACUUGAUGUGGGUCAGUGAAGUAUGUUAGGCCCAUGUCUCUGUAUACAUUUUAUAAAUGAGUGAAAUGCUCUAAGUAUUUUGUUUGCCCUUUCAUUUUAAGUAUAUUUUGAUUUGUCUAAUCACAUUUAUUGUGUCAUUGGCUCUAUAUAGUAUUUUCUACAAAACUUCUUGCUAUUGUGCAAAAGUUACUAAAAACAAGCACAAGUAACACCCAUCCAUUACUGGCAUGCUACUGCAGGUAAUGUUUCCAUUGCUGCUGUAUGAAUUACAGUCAUUGUAAAAUUUCCUUCCCUUUCUGAUAACUGGAAAAGCAUGCUAGAAAGAGUCUUGCAUUUUUACCCCAUAAAUGCAGAAUCAGUAAUUCCUUGGCUUAAAGCUCUGUAUAAUCUACAUUAUUGGUGAUAAGUAUCAAGCUUGAUAUUUCAUGGCUGUCAUUUUUUUAAACAUUUAAGUUCUCAAAAAUUUACCAAAAUCCCAUUUCAUGGGAAUGUUCCUUAGAUAUCAUUUUGUUCAACCCCUUUGUUUAUAGUUAAGGAAACUAAGGCCUUUAUGAGAGAGAGUUAAAGAGAACUUUCCUUGCAUCUCAUAGAUAGGUGAGGCAGGGCUAGACCUAGUAAUCUGCUCUCCUGACUUUGGUUUGGUGUGUUUUCUGGUCACUUUGUAGGAAAAAAAAAUGUAUUAAUUUAGUUGAUGACUUGAAAUAAUGAACCUAAGAUGCCAUUUAAUAAAAGUAUGUGGUUUUCUAUCAUAGACUUGUAUUAUACACCACUACUGUUGAAUAGUCUCAUGUGUAUGUUUUCUUUUAGUGUUUAGGCUAGAAAUGCUCCCAUCCCCUAACAUUGGUAAUAAACACUAUGAAAUACAGUGUAUUUUUAGAUAGGCAUUUUGCAAAAUGCAUUAUGCAAUGGCUGGAUUUUAGAUAGAGUAUAGUCUGGGCAGCACCUGCAAAGAAAAGGGUGUGUGGGCUUAACUGCUUUACAUAUCAGGAAAUGCUCUAAUUGUAUAGGAGACUUUUAAUUUGUUCUUUUUAAUGAAUGUAUGAAGUGUGAUCAGAUUAUUUUAUUACCAAUGGUUACUUUAAGAGUUCAGCUGUAUUGACUGAUAACAUAGAUUAAAUUGUCUUCAUUUCUUACAUGUUUAGAAAAUUUUGUCUGCCUGCUUACUUUUGUAUGUAAGCAUGAGGGAAAUACACUGUUGCUAAUACUGAAAUCACAAUCCAGUAACUAAGGCCUUAAGUUCAUAUGUGAUGUUAAAUGCACUACCUUCCUUCAUUCUUUCUAUAAUUAAUGUACCUUAACUCUGCCCAUUCUUUUAUUUACAAGAAACAAAUUUAAGAAUUGUACUCUUGAGUGUGUUACCUUUUAAAAAAUGGCACUUGGAAAAAUGUACUUAAUUCAGAAGUUCUGGUCAAAGAAAAAAUAAUAUUUCUCCUUCAAGUAUCUUGCUCAGAACUUUUGCUAAAAUUGAUAUUAUCUGCUGUGGGAAUUACUUUUGAAUUGUAAUCAUUCAAAACAUGCCACUUCAAAAAGAAGUUUUAUCAAUAUGGUAAAAAAGAAGAGUUCUUAUACAGUAUGACCCCAAAUUGUGAUCUUUUGCCACUUUAAAAGCAAUCAAGUAAUAGUUUUCCUAGAGCUUUGCACAUUCCUAUUCAGUGAUUUGGUGUGUGCAUAGAUUUUUAAAAAAUGACCUUUCUGGGCGUUAGGGAAAGAUCAGUGUUUACCGUAUGGAAAAACAAUAAAAAUAAGGUAAAUGAUCUUUAUUUUCUAGCUUUCAGAGGAAAUUAAACUGUUACGUGAAUAAAUAAACUGAUUAAAAAUCUG